GUACAGAUAGAGAGUGUAUGAUAAGGAAUGUAUUUUUCUGCACGGUCUCAUGAUCUCUAUUGCACAGUAACGGAAACGCACGGGUUAGUUCUGGAAAAGCACAGUCCAAGAGUCAGCAGAAAACGUUAUUUGAAAGCGGUUCAUUAUGGCAGAAGAUUUGACAACUCCAUUGCUCUCAGACUCUGAAGUCCCUUCUGAAGUCCCUGCUGAAGCUCCUGCUUUGAAGACCAGCCCUACGGUGGCCAUACUCGGUUCUGGAGACUUUUCUCGCUCACUGGCUGUGCGGCUGGUAGCUUGUGGUGUUCGAGUGGUGGUUGGGAGUCGGUGUGUAAAUCGCAUCCCGUCAGGACUGUUCCCUGAUGCAGUGGAGUUGAGGAACCAGGAGGGGGCAGUAUCACAAGCAGGGUGUCUGGUGUUCAUGGCCUUGUUCCCUGAGCAUUACCAUUCCUUGCUGGGGCUACAGUCUGCACUUGCAGGGAAGGUGCUUGUGGAUGUAAGUAAUGCAGCAGAGAUGAAUAACCAUGGUCCUUCUAAUGCGGAGCGACUAGCUGAGCUAUUUCCAGACAGUCUAGUGGUCAAAGGAUUUAACAUGGUUUCAACCUGGGAGCUGCAGACUGGGGCUCAUGAUGGAAGCAGACAGGUCCUGAUCUGCAGUAACAGUACAGAGGGGAAGAGGAAAGUUGUGGAGUUGGCUCGGCAGAUGGGGUUCCACCCGGUGGAUAUGGGUGGCUUGUCUGCUGCUCGAGAAAUUGAGGUAGCUCCAUUGCGCCUAUUCCCAUCUUGGAGUGGCUCGAUUGUUGUCACCUUCCUCCUCUUUCUCUUCUUCUAUGGAUAUGGUUUUCUGCGGGGAAUUCUGCUGCCAUUUCUUGCACAAGGACACAAUGCUUUCUACCGUCUCGCCCUCGGUCUGGUGAAUGAGAGCCUGCCAGCGGUAGCCUUGGUGACCCUGGCACUUGUAUACUUCCCAGGCUUGUUUGCUGCAUGGUUGCAACUCUGGAAGGGCACCAAAUACCAGCGUUUCCCAUCCUGGUUGGACAACUGGUUGCAGCGGAGGAAACAACUGGGUCUGUUGAGCUUCCUGUGUGCAACGUUGCAUGGUGUCUACAGCCUUUGCCAGCCGCUGCGCAGAAUUACACUCUACAGGCUCGUCAAUACUGCCUACAGACAGGUUAAAGCAGGUGUAGAGGAGCCUUGGGAUGAGGUGGGGGUUUGGCGAUCUGAGCUGUACCUUUCUUGUGGAGUCUUGGGUCUGGGCGUCCUCUCUUUACUGGCCAUCACUUCUCUUCCCUCAGUGGGCAACACCCUUAACUGGAGAGAGUUUACAUUUGUACAGUCAGGUUUGGGCUAUAUUGCUCUGACUCUGUCCAUCAUGCACACGCUCUUCUUUGGCUGGGAUUUUACCUUCCACAUUGAGGCAUAUCCAUUCUAUAUGCCACCCAGCUACGUAUUGGCUGUAGUUCUGCCCUGCAUCAUUCUGGUGUGCCGUUGCUUUCUGCUGCUACCGUGCAUCUCCACCAGACUGACACGAAUACGCCGCGGAUGGGAGAGUAAACGCAACUGUCCAGUUUUACAGCACCACCAUGUGGCUAAUAGAAUACCAUAGAAAGUCUGGGAAGAAAUCCUAGGUGGACUUUUAUAAGAUGGACGUGUUAAAUGGAUAUACAGUUGGCAGUGCAGUGGCCAACAGUUUAAAUAUGCAAGUAUAAAAAAAUCCAAGGGCUAAAUAUAAAGUUGAAAAUGUUAAAAGUAUUUUGAGACUGGUCAAAUUCUCUGACUAGUUUAAGUCAGGCUUACCUGAAAGUGAUAUCAUGCAGAGGUAUUCUAACCUUCAAUAACUCCUGACUCAAAUUUUCCAGCUCUUUCUUUGCACUUAACUGUGCCUUAUAUUGUUACCAUAUCCCAAUAUUUCAGAUGAUCUUCCUUUGGGCCAGUUACUUUGUAAACUCAAUUUGCAAACUCCACCUGUAACAGGGAGGCCUAUGUUAUACUAAGUACUAAUAAUGACAAAAAUGGCACUGCAUUUAUGUGUGUAAACUCUUGUAAACAAAGCCUGUGUGAAAUUACACUUUGUAAUUAAAUGUUAAAUUUUUUUUGGGAUGUCUGUUUAUAUACACAAAACAAAUUCAAAAUGGUAUAAAAUGACUGCAUAUUUUGCUCUGAAAAACUCAUUAAAUGUUACAAAUUUUUUA
Messenger RNA from Megalobrama amblycephala (Wuchang bream), 2189 nucleotides. It is a transcript of the gene steap3, whose product is annotated as STEAP family member 3, metalloreductase. Gene Ontology annotation, cellular component: plasma membrane; endosome. NCBI's taxonomy places the organism in Eukaryota, Metazoa, Chordata, Actinopteri, Cypriniformes, Xenocyprididae. The transcript has 5 exons. Bases 146 to 1603 code for a protein of 485 amino acids. The record is from RefSeq and is a predicted model, not a curated record. Gene Ontology annotation, biological process: copper ion import. Gene Ontology annotation, molecular function: cupric reductase (NADH) activity; ferric-chelate reductase (NADPH) activity.